AUGGCGAGAGAGGCAUAUAAGCGAUACGUUGAGCUGGGCAAGGAAAAGCUGGAUCUACCGGAUUUUGAGGUUACAUCUAUGGGUUACCUGGUGCCGUUUGUCGGGGAGGUCUAUUGCCGUGCUCAAAGAUGUGAAAAUGUGACCAAGUUUGUCUCCCUCAACAAUCUCAAGAAGCAUAUUCGAACGAAGCAUACCCAUACGUAUGACUUGUUGGACGGUGAAAGUGGUGGGCGCCCUGACCAAGAGGCAGAGUCUGCAGCAGUCAAAUUCUAUGAGGCGGUGAUCAAGAAAUAUGAUGCCAAACAGUCUGCCCCUGCCCUCCCCCCUCUUCCACGCCGCCGUGAUGGUGAUGUCCACAUGACUGAGAUGAGACGUCUGGUCCGCCGCAUGGGCCAUGUGGUCCCUUGUGAGGGUUGCAAGGAUGCAGGCAAGGCUAAUUUGUGCUGCAAGUAUGAGGAGUGUGAGCACUUUGCACUUUUUAAUGGUGGUGACCAAGAAGAGGAGUCUGAUGAAAGUGAGGAUGAGGAGUAAUUUCAUUAAAAAAAAGAAUUCUUCUUUUUUCUUCUUUUUUCUUAAUUCUCUCUUUAAAUAGUAAAUACUGAAAGAUCAAAUGGAAUUAGUUUAAGAGUGGGAACUAGUUCUUGCAUGUAAUGCCCGAGAUAGUCU
Messenger RNA from Aspergillus glaucus CBS 516.65, 666 nucleotides. RefSeq lists its product as uncharacterized. The record is from RefSeq and is a predicted model, not a curated record. The coding region runs from base 1 to 531 and encodes 176 amino acids. The transcript is spliced from 7 exons. NCBI's taxonomy places the organism in Eukaryota, Fungi, Ascomycota, Eurotiomycetes, Eurotiales, Aspergillaceae.